Molecule: messenger RNA, 2174 nt
Organism: Anopheles maculipalpis
Lineage: Eukaryota; Metazoa; Arthropoda; Insecta; Diptera; Culicidae
Gene: Schip1
Product: schwannomin-interacting protein 1
Exons: 5
Coding region: 1-2166 (721 amino acids)
Biological process (GO): positive regulation of hippo signaling
Cellular component (GO): plasma membrane; cell junction
Source: RefSeq, a predicted model, not a curated record
AUGUGUACCAGAAUUCGUAAGGGCAUCAUCAACCCGAAUUAUCCGGGCUUUCAAUCGCUGGCGUACACGCUGAACGAGGAUAAUUUUGACUACAGCUCGGAAAAUCCGUCCGAUGACGAUGAGGACUCGUACGUGUCCGAGUCGGAUGACAACGAGAUGAAACAGAGCGCGAAGGAACCGGUGGAACCGGGCGACGAAAAUGGCAACUCGUACGGUGACGACAACAGUCAAGAGGAUGAACAAAAUUUGCAUGUACAUUCCAGCAUCGACAUACCAAUCGUUCGGUCCACGAUAUACCACCCCUCGCCAUUGACGACGGCACUGGAGUCGGGGGAGAUUUUCCCGUCGUCCAAUUCGCCCUAUCGUCACACACGGAUGCAUCUCAUCCCGACAGGCUGCAAGUCUCCUACCCUAACGACCUCCAUGUUCGAUACAGAGGAGCAGCUAGAAUCGACCUUAAUCUACGCCUGUACUCCACCGGAUAUUGUUCUUCAGCACAGUUACGAUCAUCGUACGGGUGUAAACGAAUCGUUUGCCGAAUUUGCGAAGAUAUCGCUUGAACUCUCCAACAGUCAAAAGCCAGAUUUGAUACCUGAACAGCAAUCAAUAGUGGUAAGAACAGAGCGACAGCUGAAGAAGAGUAACGAAAUAGAUCACCAGGAAUCGGAUCGUUUAGCAACAACUCUGACAGAUGAGUUUCAAAAUGUUGCGAAUGAAAAGAAUGUGGAGGAUGAAAACUUAGCUGAUGCGAUGCAGGACGAUCACGAAGGAAACCGAUCACCACCUUCCCCAGCGAUCGAAAUAGUUCAAGCAGUCGGUCAGAUUUCAAUCACAGGCAGCGACAUCUGUAGCAAUUACCAACCGCAAACAUCUCUACCGUCCGACAACAUGCUGGAUGAAAUGAUCGAAUGCUAUGAACCUGCCUCAGAUGGGGCACUGUCAGAAGAUUCAGAGCUAGAGUCGGAUGAGGGCGAGUUGGAAUGUAAGCCGUACGGAGACGAGGAAUCAAGAAAUUCCUACCCAACAUCGCCCAGCGACGUACCAGCAUCUGACGACAGUGGUGAUAGUGCCGGAUCAAGUCCGGGCGAGGUACAAUACCAUCUGGUAGAUGAUUGUUCGAACCAAACGGUACAGAUUACCCGUUCGCGCCAAUCAAACGAACAUUCGCCCACGAAUCAUUUCCACCUUCUGCACCACUACUCAACACCGGGCGCGAUGGAUUAUCACAACAAUCCAACACAUCCGGUUCUGCAGCACGAUGCAGUUCGUAACGACUAUUACAGCUCACCGGGGCAAACUAUAGCUCAAACUGAUCACUCCAAAUUUGAGCAACAAAAUUUAGCAUACUCUAAUCGAAUAGCAAAUCGAGACGAAAAAGCAACAUCAUACGACUAUCCCGAGGUACGUCCUAGCACACUUCAACUCACUCGAAGGGAGGCCAACUUUUCACCUCACUCUGCUCACGUUGCUAGUAAUAUUCAAUCUGCUUCGAACAAGGAAAAGAAGAACCAUGAAGACAACCAAACACUUAGUUCAGAGAUGGCGGUCCCUGUAAAACAAUACCAGAAAGUUCCGAAAGUGAAUCCAUUUUGCGAGGCCCUUCUCCAGGAGAACGACACGUGCGAUUUCUUCACGAAACAGGCCAAACUGCAAAUUGAGGCAAGGAUGGCACUCUGUCAGGCAAAGGAUAUGGCACACAUGCAAAUGGAGUUCGAAAAGCGGAGCCUGCCACUGUCUCCCGUGACGAGGGUGAUUCACACCGCCGUCGAGAAGGCCGGGCUUAGUUUGGCGCCAGACAAGCGACGCCUUUCUCGUUACUACCUAACCCGACUUAACGUACAUCAGCUGCAGACAAUUCUGACUGAGCUACAGGGUCAUGCGGAGGUGCUAAAUGAGGAGCUGGUGGAGUUGCUGAUGGAACGGGACGAGCUGCACAUCAGCCAGGAUGCCACGCUGAUCGAUAUUGAGGAUCUAUCACGAUAUCUCUGUGCCAAGGAACAAACGAUCUUACAUGCUGAACGGCAGCGCAAAAGCCACUACUGGAACAGCAGCAACCGAGUGGUGCACCAUCAUCAGUCACACCAGAAGCAGCCCUCCCUACCACAGCCACCACCACCGAUACGGUCGACGUACGGUACACCGAUCCCAGCAUAUCGUUACCAUUAAAAGUGCAA